GGUUUUCACUUCCGGGCAAAAGUCGCCGCAAGGAAGGAGGCAGAGCGGAGGCCGCGAGCUCCCGCCCGAGUCGCCUCCUCGCCACCCUCCUCGCCACCCUCCUCAUCACCCUCCUCACCAUCCUCCUCACCCUCUCCACCUUCCCCACCCCUCCUUCGAAGUUCUCCGCUCAUCGUGCCGACUCGGCGCCAAGAUGCUGUACCUGGAGGACUACCUCGAGAUGAUCGAACAGCUGCCCAUGGACCUGAGAGACAGAUUCACGGAGAUGCGGGAGAUGGAUCUACAGGUGCAGAAUGCCAUGGAUGAGUUGGAGCAGCGGGUGAAAGAAUUUUUUGCGAAUGCCAAGAAGAACAAACCCGAGUGGCGCGAGGAGCAGAUGGAGGCCAUCAAAAAGGAUUAUUACAAAGCUCUGGAAGAUGCAGAUGAGAAGGUGCAGUUAUCCAAUCAAAUCUACGACUUGGUGGACCGGCACCUGCGGAAGCUCGACCAGGAGCUCGCCAAGUUCAAGAUGGAGCUGGAGGCCGACAAUGCUGGCAUCACCGAGAUCCUGGAGCGACGGUCCCUUGAACUGGACACCCCUGCACAGACUCUCAAUAACCACCACGUUCACAGCCACACGCGCACUGAGAAGCGCAAAAACACCGCUAGCCCGUCACCCUACCUCAUUGCCGAACACCAGGACAAGAAGUUUAAGUCAGAGGCUCUGCUGUCAACCCUCACAGCUGACAGCAGCAAGGAGAAUACUUCAGGCUACCGCAACAGCACCAGUGGCACUGCCGCUGCAACAGGCGGUAACGCCGCAGCCUACCAGCUGACCACGUCACAGCCGCUGCCCUCCUACAGCCUGACAGCCAUCCCAGGCGGCAUGGGGGCCGGGGCCAUCACGCUAGCUGCUGCCCAUGCCGUGCAGGCCACAGCUCAGAUGAAAGAGGGCCGCCGCACGUCGAGCCUCAAAGCGACAUACGAAGCACUGAAGAACAGCGACUUCUCGUUGGUGGAGCGAGACUUUCCGCUGCCGCGCGAGGGGCCCGGCCUGGUGCCCGCGCUCGCACAGGCGUCCGCCGCUGCCUCCUCCGCCUCCGCUUCUUCAACGUCUGACUCGCGCAGCGGCCGCAAGAGCAAGGGCAAUAAGGCCGCAGCCGCGGCAGCUGCGGCGGCGGCGGCGGCUGCUGCUGCGGCGGCGGCAGCAGCAGCACAGCAGCCGUCAGCGCUGGCGCAAGAGCUGGCGCAGCCCGACAUGGUCAUUGCGGACGCAGAACUCAGCGACCAGGUGGAUUGGACGUAUGACCCCAACGAGCCGCGGUACUGCAUCUGCAACCAGGUUUCUUAUGGAGAAAUGGUUGGCUGUGACAAUCAAGACUGCCCCAUCGAGUGGUUCCACUACGGCUGUGUGGGGCUGAAGGAAGCCCCCAAGGGAAAGUGGUAUUGCCCCCAAUGCACUGUGGCCAUGAAGAGACGGGGCAGCAGGCACAAGUAACUCUGUUACUCUGCUUCAUCAACGCACUCCCGUACGACUCUGCCAAACCUUCCUUUCGAUGGACAGCGUUGUCAUGGUCGUUAUUGUUAUCAUCGUGAUCCGUCAUCAAUCACAACGUCAACAGCAGCGGCUGCUGCCAUUCGUCAGGCUACUGCCGGAUGAAGUCUUCCCCCCACGUUGGUGCCAUUGCCUCUGGUCCUGUGCGACAGAGGUUUUUUUCAACGCCUCGCUCUCUGGGACUGCGCGCUCCUCCCGCACUCCUCAUAGCCCCCCACGCCAUUAUGCGUUUCUGUCACCGUCGGUUUGUCACGCUCGCUCACGACGCACUUAAUAUCAAGGGCUGCAGGUGGCGCGCAACCGUGAGCGUGCACGCACGGAGCCUUCCAUUUUGGCAGCGGUGGGGAGGAUUAGUGAUAGUACAAGCACCCUUGCCAUACACGUAUGUAAAACAAACUAUUGUGUGUAAGAUAUUAAAUGUAUACUGCUGUGUACCUAUACUCUUAACAUGUCCACUCAGCUGAAUUUACUUCAUUUAACGUCUGCAACGUAAAAAUUUUGGAACAAGUAAUACGGCAAAUAAUAACUGAUUGGCUGCAGGAUGAGAAUUAUUUUGCCUUUCAGUGGCCAUAUGAUGGGCAUAUCCAGUGUCAUACAGAUUGUACUUUGAUCAAAUGGUCAGCCGAAGUGUGAAUUAAUGUCGCUAGAUACUUAAUGUUGUUAUAGACAUACAUAUUAAAAAGCUUAAACAUAGCAGUAAACUGAGCCCUCUGGACAAAAACCCAACCGGCACCUUGUCCCUCUUGCAUUUGUGUUUAUAUUUGAAUGUAAAAUAUUAUCUUGCGUUGUAUAUACUUGUAUCCUGCAAUUGGUAAGAUUUCAUUGUGCGAGGUUUACUUUUUGCAUGAUACACCUUUGUGUUUUUGCGUUCCACCCACAUAGGGCAUUAUUUUAUUGACUGAAAGUAAUGUGUUUUUUGUCUUACCAGAAGCAGAGGGCUAAUAUAAGGUCUUUCAUCAAGGGACACGGCUGUAAUUGGCAUAGAGAGAUUUAGAACAAGGUAUGUGGGUGUCAUUACAUAUACUGAUAAAGCAACUUUAAGUUGUAUAUGGUCAUUGGAAUUAAUGGUGGGUGAACACAUUUAUGGUUGUAGGUAUAUCUAGUUCUGAUUCAGCCGUCCAUCUGUGAUAUAAUCAAUGUCUCCUUCCAUAAGUCCUACUUGUAUUUGUCAGAUUUCAUUAGCUCCAGACUAAACGGUGGAACAAACUUGUACAGAGAUUUUUACCUUUGACACACAGAUACAUAUUGGUAAGUAAUAUGGACUUAAGCUGCAAGCAGAUUGUGAACAAUUGGAGAUGUCUGGAACCUCUGAGGAUGUUGCCGUCUUCUAUAAAAUCUUAGGUUCUCAGGAGAAGCUUACAAACUUGUACAGGAGACUGUGACGACUACCCUUGAGAAUGCUGAAUACAUGGUGUUGCCUGCAUUAGAUUGAGGAAUGCUUCCGCCUCUGUCCACCCAGCAGUAUGAACAACACCACAGUUCAUUGGCAGGUCUAAGGUGUUACUCUUCCAAGACGUUUGGUCAGCGUGGAAAAGAAUUUAGCCACUCGAGGACGGGCUCUCUCUAGAGCUCCUUCUUGGCUGGAGCUUCUUCCGCCCAGCAGUGGCGUGAGCAGGCAAUUUCAGCGCUGCACCUUUGCCGCCUUUUAGACAGACUGAUUAUACCAGCUUUAGUAAAGUUUUUGAAAACAAAAUUGACAACUCUAUAACAAAAUAUUGCUCUCAGAAAUAUGACAUUAAUUUUAAAAGACUUUCUAUAAAUCCCUUAGUAGAGGUUGUGUGAUUAUUUUGGUUUAUAAACCAGCUGUUAUAAAGUGGUAGCAAUAUUUAUAGCUUCAAUUGCAAAAACUGGUCCGUUUGUCGCUCAUGGUGCAUGCAUUUAAAGUUAUGGGAAACUUGAGUGUAAUAUACUUUUACGUUUGUGGUUGAUGAGAAUUGUAUUAAAAGUGUUUUUAUACAUGA
Messenger RNA from Lethenteron reissneri (Far Eastern brook lamprey), 3495 nucleotides. It is a transcript of the gene ING3, whose product is annotated as inhibitor of growth family member 3. Gene Ontology annotation, cellular component: NuA4 histone acetyltransferase complex. The record is from RefSeq and is a predicted model, not a curated record. Lineage: Eukaryota; Metazoa; Chordata; Hyperoartia; Petromyzontiformes; Petromyzontidae.